GCCUCUAUCUCUCCCUUGGCCACGUAAAAGAAGAGCUAUAAUUUGGGAAAAUACGCGGUUCUAGUGCAGGCACGCACGGAGACGGCGCAGAUCUUCUUGUUUGAGUUCUGAGGCACUUAUUUUGAGUAGAGGAAGUUUAGCCGGAAGGAUUUAAGGACAGUUCCACUUCCCGUAACACCGGGAGGGAUUGAAAGAUGGCGUCCUCCAAAUUGAAAAAGCAAGCUACAACGGCUGGGAAAAAAGAAUUUCAUAACCAGAAGCUGAAGCAGGAGAAUCAAGAUGAAUCAGAACUUCUCACUGUUCCUGAUGGUUGGAAGGAACCAGCUUUUUCCAAAGAGGACAAUCCCAGAGGACUCUUGGAGGAGAGCAGUUUCGCAACUUUGUUCCCAAAAUACAGAGAAGCUUACUUGAAAGAGUGCUGGCCAUUGGUGCAGAAAGCACUGAAUGAACAUCACGUUAACGCAACCCUGGACCUGAUCGAGGGCAGCAUGACAGUCUGCACAACAAAGAAGACCUUUGAUCCGUACAUCAUCAUCAGGGCCAGAGACCUAAUAAAACUGUUAGCAAGGAGUGUUUCAUUUGAACAGGCAGUACGAAUUCUUCAGGAUGAUGUUGCGUGUGACAUCAUUAAAAUAGGUUCUUUAGUAAGAAAUAAAGAAAGGUUCGUAAAAAGAAGACAACGGCUUAUUGGUCCCAAAGGAUCCACAUUGAAGGCGCUGGAACUCUUAACAAACUGUUACAUUAUGGUUCAGGGAAACACGGUUUCAGCCAUUGGACCAUUUAGAGGCUUAAAAGAGGUUCGAAAAGUAGUCCUAGAUACUAUGAAGAAUAUUCAUCCAAUUUAUAAUAUUAAAACCUUAAUGAUUAAAAGAGAAUUGGCAAAAGAUUCUGAAUUAAGAUCACAAAGUUGGGAAAGAUUUUUGCCACAGUUCAAGCACAAAAAUGUAAACAAGCGCAAGGAACCAAAGAAAAAAACUGUUAAAAAAGAAUAUACACCAUUCCCACCACCACAGCCAGAAAGUCAGAUCGAUAAAGAAUUGGCUACUGGUGAAUACUUUCUGAAGGCAAGUCAAAAGAAGCGGCAGAAAAUGGAAGCAAUAAAGGCUAAACAGGCAGAAGUUCUUACUAAGAGACAAGAGGAGAGAAACAAAGCUUUUAUUCCACCUAAAGAAAAACCAGUCGUGAAGCCUAAGGAAGCUCCUACUGAAACUAAAAUUGAUGUGGCUGCCAUCAAGGAAAAGGUUAAGAAAGCAAAGAAUAAGAAACUUGGAGCUCUUACAGCUGAAGAAGUUAAGCUUAAAAUGGAAUCAGAUGAAAAGAAAAAGAAGAAAAAGUAAUACAUAAAAACAAUGAACUAGAAUUUAUUAAGAUACUUCCUUUUGUAAAGGACUUUGACAUACUAGCACAUUAGUUGCCUUAAGUGUAAGAAGUAAUACCCUGAUUACUUUUUUCUGAGUUUGUUUUCUUUAUAAGAGUGUUUAUAUAUACUGCUAUUCUUUAUAAAUGAUGUUCUUUGUGUGUUUUUUGAAAAAUUUUAUACUACAGAGUGGUAUAUAUGUCUUUGUAUACAUUGUACCUAAUCUGUUCCAGGCAGGCUUGGUCUAGCAUGAUUUUAGGAGUAAUUCUCUAGGUCGUUUAUAUAAAGGUUUUUGUAACGUGGCUGUUGUAAUUAUCCAUCAAAUUGAAUGUGUGAUGACAUUGGUUAGUCUUUAAAUACAGGGUGGGGCAAAAGUAGGUUUAUAGUAGUCAGUACGUGAAGCAGAGUUUAUUCUUGUAUUAUUUAUUAAUUAUUGUAUUAUUUUUCAUAUGAAUAGCUAUAAACCUUCUUUCACCCCACCCUGUAUAACUGUGUCCCAGCAUUUGGUUUUGAAGAAAAUAAAUUCAGAUUUUUCAGUGCUCUCUCUACUGAUAAACAAACAUUUAGGUUUACUCCUUCUUGUAAUCUUAUUUUACAUUUCGUUCCAACAUUUAACAACCCAUAAAGCCAAAAAAAAAACCCCUGAGGCUUAUUAAGUCAUAUUCCUUAAUUACUGUUCUAUUCUGCAUAUGGGGAAGUAGAAAGACACCAAAUUGCCAGUGGGUAAAACCAGAUAUUCAGAGUUGAGUCAGCAUGCAACAAGUUAUAUGGAAAUGUUUUACUACUGAAGGCCGGUGGAUGGACUUAGAAUCGCCUGAAUCCAGCUGGCUCAUUUUGCGCUACUGAAAGGCACAGCUGUGGCAGCCUGAAAACAGUGCUUGUCCGUGGAAGAGUGGAGAGCAGACAUGAGCUUAUCCUGCAGAGUUAGGAUGUGGCACAGCUGCUGCUUUGGGUUAUGGCUUCACUGCAGCAACAUGGCUGUUUUUCCUGGAAUGUUUUAAAAUUAGAAAUACACCCAACUGUAUUUUUUUUAAAUGUUCUGUAAUUUUAUUUCUUUUCUUUUUUUUUUUUUUUUUUAGAUUUUAUUUAUUUAUCUCUAGAGAGGAAGGGAAGGAGAAAAGGAGAGAAAUAUCAAUGUAUGGUUGCCUCUCGUGAGUCCCCUGCUGGGAACUGGCCCACAACCCAGGCAUGUGCCCUGACCAACUGUAAUUUUUAAAAAGUCCUAUGUACCCCUGGUUGGUGUAGCUCAGUGGAUUGAGCCUGAGCCUGCAAACCACAUGAUCGAGGAUCGAUUCCCAGUCAGGGCACAUGCCUGGGUUGCAGGCCAGUUCCCAGCAGGGGACACGAGAGGCAACCACACAUUGAUGUUUCUCUCAUUCUCUCCUUCCAUUCCUCUCUAAAGAUAAGUAAAUAAAAUAUUUUUUAAGUCCUAUGUAAAUGAGUUUAUAAACUUUUUUCUAGUUUGUAUUAGUCCAGAAGAACUAAAUGAGGCUAUUUAUCCUUGAACAAAAUGGUAAUCAGAGCACUCAGUAUUGGUAUUGGUGAACUGACAAUGAGAGCUAUAUAUCUAUUACACAAAGACCGUAUCUUGCCAUGAAUAAUGUGCACUUUAUUGCCCAAAUUUUUGAGGGAAAAAUAAGGACGCACAUUACACAUGGGUAGUACCUGAAAUACCUUGUAUCUGGUCUUGUGUUUCGUGAUUAUUUGUUACAUAAAAUUUUUUGUACCAUAAUAUGUUCAAAAAUAAAUUCCUUUGUAAUACAAAAAACAAGUAUCUAAAUAUAAGCAAAUAAUUGAAUUAAGAGAUUUUUUUUCCCUCAAAGUUUAGGCCAAAGGCAUGGGUGCACAUUAUACACGGGAGCACAUUAUAAACAGCAAAAUACGGUGUAUCAGUCAGUCUGGAUAUGCAGUGGUAGUAAGUAACCUGUGAAGCAGACAUACAGUAUCUUCUUAGACGUUAUUCCUCAUAAUGCAGUAACAUAAUUCACCAAGACCUUAAUGAAACGAGAUUUGUAUACAUGUGUGCGACUUAGCCUUGCUGUGGGCUAGCUAUAAAGUCAGAGAAAAGGAGACAAAAAGAGUAGUUCUAAAAAGCCAAGUUUCGAAUUAUAACCAUUUACUGUUGCUUUGGCUUCAUUGCAGUGAUUUUCAAUGGUUCUUUUUAAAGCAACAUUUUGUGUAAACUUCAUAUACAAACUUUAUAUAUCACUACUGUAAAUGGAAAGUCAUUUUAUGUACCAUAUCUAGCAGAUAAUGAAUACAAUUAAAAUUAAAUGAUUAGAAUUUUAAAAUAAAGAAUUAAAUAUUAGUGGUACUCAGUAUGAACAAUUAUUUAUUUUAAAAAUUUUUUUUUAGAUUUUAUUUUCUUAAGUAGCAUAGAUGGUAGGUAGAAAAUAGGGGGAGGGCAAGAAUAGUAUGGGAAAUACAGAAUCUAAAUUAGAACUUGAGAC
Artibeus jamaicensis (Jamaican fruit-eating bat) is the source of this 3807-nucleotide messenger RNA. RefSeq names its product KRR1 small subunit processome component homolog. The record is from RefSeq and is a predicted model, not a curated record. The transcript is spliced from 10 exons. Gene Ontology annotation, cellular component: small-subunit processome; nucleolus. Bases 195 to 1337 code for a protein of 380 amino acids. Gene Ontology annotation, molecular function: RNA binding. Lineage: Eukaryota; Metazoa; Chordata; Mammalia; Chiroptera; Phyllostomidae.